UCCUCAUAGAGGACACAAUGACUGUGCCAGGAUGGACUGGAGUCUCGUCCCUGACCCUUGGGGUUGGGGGCCUGCUCCUGAGUCUCCUGUUCCUGAGGACACCAGGUCCCAAGGUCCAGGUGACCACUGCGCCCUCCUCCUGGGCCCGCCUGGGCUCGGGGGCCCUGCUGCAUUGCCGGUUCACUGUUGAGGGGCCAGUGGCCCUGGACUCUCUGCGGGUGCAGUGGUAUUUAGGGGAGGUGAAGGUGGCUUGGUACGACCGGGGCAGGAGCCAGGCCCAGUCCGGAUCCAGCCUGCCAUCAGAGAAGGAGCUGCAAAGUGGAGACGCCUCCCUGUCACUGGUCACAGUGACACCAUGGGACAAGGGCACGUACAAGUGUGUUGUGUGGCACGGGGAACAUCAUCACCAGGGGGAGACCACCCUGCACCUGCUCGCUGCCCCGACAGUCUCCAUCCCAAGACAACCAGCCGUGGUGGGCAUGAAGACCUCCCUCCUGUGCCACAUCAGGGGGUUCUUGCCCAAGGACGUGGAUGUGGUGUGGCUGAGAGAUGGGCAGGUCCUGAAGGACUCCAGCCGCUCCAGCCCUCAAAUGAACCCAGACGGGACCUUCGACCUCACCCUGACCUACACCUUCACCCCUGCUCGCAGCGAUGCCAGCAGUGUUUUCUCCUGCCACGUCCACCAUGCGGCUCUGGGGCAGCCACUACAGGAGGAUGUCCCCCUGGUCAUCCUAGAUGCACCAACCAUCUCCAUCCAAAGACAACAGGGCAUUGUAGAUGCUGAGACCUCCCUCCUGUGCCACGUGGGGGGGUUCUUCCCCAAGGAUGUGGACGUGGCGUGGCUGAGAGACGGGCAGGUCCUGCAGGGCUCCACCCAGUCCAGCCCCAAGAGGAACCAGGAUGGGACCUUCAGCCUCACCCUGACCUAUACCUUCACCCCCGCCCGCAGUGACGCUGGCAGCAUCUUCUCCUGCCAUGUCCACCAUGCGGCUCUGGGACACCCACUGCGGGCGAACAUCUCCCUGAACAUCCUAGUACAGAGCACAGAUGUGGAUCAAACCAGAAGGCUGAUCAUCGUCAUCAUAAUCAUAGCAGGAACCGUGGUCAUCAUAAUCAUUUCCCACCAUAUAAAUAGGAAAAAAGACUGCCGUCUGUGCUCUCCAGACCGGGGGGAGGGCUCCCAGCUGCAGGACCCGGUCCCCGGGCAGCCAGUGACUGUGCAGAGCUUUAUAUCAGGCUCCUACCCCAGGCAGCUGGUGAUGGCCUGGCUGGGAAAGAGAGCAAGAAAGAAGGAGCCCAGGCCCCUGCAGAACUCAGACGCCCACAGUGUCCUCAUCCCGGUCCCCAGCUGGGCGAUGGAUGGGAAGUCCUAA
Alligator sinensis (Chinese alligator) is the source of this 1373-nucleotide messenger RNA. RefSeq names its product natural cytotoxicity triggering receptor 3 ligand 1-like. Lineage: Eukaryota; Metazoa; Chordata; Crocodylia; Alligatoridae. The transcript has 6 exons. Bases 18 to 1373 code for a protein of 451 amino acids. The record is from RefSeq and is a predicted model, not a curated record.